Messenger RNA from Bursaphelenchus xylophilus (pine wood nematode), 2048 nucleotides. Lineage: Eukaryota; Metazoa; Nematoda; Chromadorea; Rhabditida; Aphelenchoididae. The record is from the annotation of a GenBank genome assembly.
AUGGCCACCCCGAAUCUCCCGAUUUCUGCCGUCUUGAAGCAGGGAUCUUCGAUGGGCGAUGAGUUUGAUCAACGACGAACAAAGGACGAGUACCGAAAGCAGAAGGACUUGGAGGAACAGAGAAAAGCCGGAACGGCACCAGCUAUGGUGGAUGUAGAAACCGGAAGAGACAUCAAUCCUCAUAUCCCUGAGUUCAUCGAGAAGACACCAUGGUAUAUCCCACACUCCGGUCCAACUCUGCAAGUAAGCUUUAAAACAUUUAUUGUUUUUUGUUUAGGAAGUUUCUCCGAUCAUUCAUGAAUUGUGUAAUUUAAAUUCUUAACAUUUGGUUUUAGCAUCAACGUCCACAUCCCGAACGACAGAAAAUGGAGGCAAAGUUGGCCGAGUGGUAUCCCCGUGGAACAACUGGGCGAGUGGCUACCAAGUUCAGAAAGGGCGCCUGUGAGAACUGCGGAGCUAUGGGGCAUAAGAAAAAAGAUUGUUUUGAAAGACCCAGAUCGAAAGGAGCUAACAAAACAGAGUCAAACAUUGCUGCUGACGAUUAUGUUGCCCCAAAAUUGGAAUUGGGAUAUGAUGCGAAGAGAGAUCGAUGGAAUGGGUAUGAUGCAUCUAACUAUAAAGAGGUUGCUCAGGAUUAUGAACAGAUGGAAGAGACGAGGAAACUUAUUAAAAAUAAAAAUGUGCGUGACAGCUUAUUCUACUUUCUUAUUUAUUAGGUGAUAUGUAAUGCGAGCACGAUUAUGACUUGUUUUACGCUAUUUACCGUAUGAUUUUAGAUACAAGAUGGAGUUGAGGAUGCACCAGAAGUCGAACAAGAUGAAGAUAAAUAUGCUGAUGAUGCUGCUCCUGCUCAGAGUGUAGAUAUGGACUCCCGAACACGAAUUACUGUCAGAAACCUCCGAAUCCGAGAAGACACGGCUAAAUACUUGUAUAAUCUCGAUCCCAACGGGCCUUAUUAUGAUCCUAAAUCAAGGUCGAUGAGAGAAAAUCCAUUUGCUGGUCGUCCUGGAAAGGAACAAGAGGCUGCAAAAUUUGCCGGGGAGAAUUUUGUCAGAUAUACAGGAGAAGUUGUGGAUGCAAAUAAAGCACAGGUCUUCGCGUGGGGAGCGAAACGACAAGGUAUUGAUGUGCAUGCCCUGGCCGAACCAACAAAAUUGGAGCAACUCCGGAAAGAAUACGAGAAGGAGAGCAGUGGAACAAAAGAUGAGACCAAACAGAAACUCCUGGAGAAGUAUGGCGGUGAAGAACAUCUCAAAGCCCCUCCCAAGGAACUUCUCUUGGCGCAGACUGAGAAUUAUGUGGAAUAUAAUCGGAAGGGAAAGGUGAUAAAAGGAAUUGAGAGGGCUGCCAUCAAGAGUAAAUACGAAGAAGACGUGCAUCCGGGGAAUCAUACUUCAGUAUUUGGGAGUUGGUACAAGAACAGGAAAUGGGGAUACAAAUGUUGUCACUCAACCAUCAAGAACUCGUAUUGUUUGGGAGAACAGGGAAUCGAAUUGGAACAACAGUUACCUUCAGAUCAGAUGGAGAGACGGAUUAAUGCCUUCAAGAAGACUGGAGAUACGGAGAAGAAGGUAGAAAAGGACAAACAGGAGCGGAAAAAAGACAAGAAAGCGGAAAAGAAGGAUGAAGAAGAAGGGAAGUCAGAGGACAGCUCUGGAUCUUCAACAUCAUCUGGUUCAGAUUCGGAUUCAGAUGCAGAAUCAUCGAACAAGGAAAAGAGGAAGUCAAAGGGAAAGAAGGCGGAAUCAGAAUCUUCGUCAUCUUCAGAAUCCGAAUCAGAAGAAGCGAAACAAAGAAAAAAGGACAAAGAAGUAAAGAAGGCCAUCAAAAAGCUGAAAAAACAAAAAUUGGAAGCCAUUAGGGAGAAUAAAGAAGAAGAGUUGAACGAAAGAAAGAGGAAGUACAACUCCCAUUACGAGGAAUUCGGAAAGAAACCCACAGAAGCCGAAACAGAAGCCUACAAUCUGACCAAAACAAUCUCGGCAGAUCCCAUGGCAGCUCAAGUAGAAGAACGGUGGGCCAAGAAGGCGAAGAAGAGCAAAAAAUAA